GUUAAAAAAACUUAUUGACAAUAGAAUUGGAACAGUUAAAUUAGUUCAUGUUAGAGGUCAUUUAGGAAAUUAUAGAAACGAACAAGCCGAUAGAUUAGCCAAACAUGGUUCAUUGAGAGAAGCAAAUCAAAAUGUGAUUCGUAUUGGCGACUGGGAGGGUGAGGGACCCAGUCAAAAAUUCGAAUCAAAUGACGAUUCGCUUACA
Racocetra persica is the source of this 205-nucleotide messenger RNA. The record is from the annotation of a GenBank genome assembly. NCBI's taxonomy places the organism in Eukaryota, Fungi, Glomeromycota, Glomeromycetes, Diversisporales, Gigasporaceae.